AUAAACAAAUGAUUUUCGAAAUUAUUUAUUUAUUUAUCAUGUUUUUGGAAAAAAAGGAAUAAUUUGUUGUGAUUUCACAAAUUUGAAGAUGUCAAGAGAUUUAACUACGUAUCCUAUAUCUCAGAAUGCUCGAUUCAAGCUUCUUAGUUCCGGAUUUCUUACUAAAGAAGAUUUAAAUGGCUUCAAACCAAACGAACUUGCUUGUGAAACAGGUUUGUCUGUCCAAGAAGCUUUAGAUGUUUUAGAUAUUGUAUUUCCCACACCAUCUUCAAAUUCAGCUUCUGAGGUGCUAAGUUGCAGUGCUUUUGAUGUUUUAUUAGAUGAAAAGUCUCGAUCACCAAUAACAACUUCUUGUAAAUCAUUUGAUUUCAUCUUAAAUGGAGGAAUACCUAUGAAGAAAAUAACAGAGCUUUGUGGAUGCCCUGGUGCUGGAAAAACUCAAAUGUGUAUGCAACUUUGUGUAAAUGUGCAGAUUCCAAAAUCUCUCGGUGGUAUUGAUGGAGAAGCAUUUUAUAUUGAUACUGAAGGCAGUUUUAUGGCUCAAAGGUUACUUCAAAUUGCAAAUGCUUCUGUGAAUGAAUGCAAAAGCAAAUCAACAGAUUCUGAUGUCAAAAAUUUUACCGUCGAAAAAAUUUUAAAAGGUGUAUAUUAUUAUCCCUGUAAAUCAUAUAUUGAAUUGAUUGCUAGAGUAAAUCUUUUACAUCAGUUUCUUGAAAAGCAUAAAAAGGUUUCCUUAAUAAUAUUGGAUAGUAUAGCAUUUCAUUUUCGUUAUGGUUUUGAUGGAAGUUAUUCUCUGCGGGCUAGACUUUUAAAUGGAAUGGUGCAGACAUUAGUUAAAGUUGCUAAUGACCAUAAUGUUGCUGUGGUUCUUACAAACCAAAUGACAACAAAAAUACAUGAAGAUGGCAGCUCUAAUUUAAUACCAGCUCUUGGAGAGAGCUGGGGACAUGCUUGUGCCAUUCGUUGCAUACUGUCAUGGAGUGAAGAAAAUAGACAAGUUCAUAUAUUGAAAUCUCCAUCUAUGGCUGAAGCAAGAGCUACUUAUACUAUUACAAAAAAUGGAAUCACAGAUGUUUAAAGGUUUUUUUAAAGAAAAGUUAUUUUGAUUUGAAAGUUUUAGCAAAGUUGG
This is a messenger RNA of Argiope bruennichi, 1129 nucleotides long. RefSeq names its product DNA repair protein RAD51 homolog 3-like. Lineage: Eukaryota; Metazoa; Arthropoda; Arachnida; Araneae; Araneidae. The record is from RefSeq and is a predicted model, not a curated record. The transcript is spliced from 7 exons. Gene Ontology annotation, biological process: meiotic DNA recombinase assembly; reciprocal meiotic recombination; DNA repair. Gene Ontology annotation, molecular function: four-way junction DNA binding; ATP hydrolysis activity; ATP-dependent DNA damage sensor activity. Gene Ontology annotation, cellular component: Rad51C-XRCC3 complex; replication fork; Rad51B-Rad51C-Rad51D-XRCC2 complex. Bases 89 to 1078 code for a protein of 329 amino acids.